AUGUCUGCCCUCAGUUCCGAGAAAGAAUCACCAACAGAUAAGCCUCGACAACAAAGCGUGGACCAACAGGCGGAAGACGGGGAAAUCAGCGAUCAUGACACUUCGCCCUCCGAAUCCGCAUUUCCAGAACCGGAGAAGACAGAUGUAGUCAACCCUCCCCUUCCAGCCGUGGAACCGCCUCCACCGCUGCCGAACGAGGCACCGCCUGCGGAACCCGUCGAUGACGGAUGGGAACCCAUAUGGGAUGACCGCGCUCAAGCAUUCUAUUUUUUCAACCGUUUCACCAACAAGUCGCAGUGGGAAAAUCCAAGAGUACCCGAUGCACAACCCACAGUUUCACCUGGAAUUGGAAACCACGAGAGAAUAGCAAGCCCUGCAGACGCGGCCCCUGCAAGGCGAGCUGGUGGCUAUGAUCCCGCUAUUCACGGCGACUAUGAUCCUAAUGCGGAUUACGCAAAAACAUACGAGGACCCAAUGGGUUCGGACGCAGUUGGCGGCGCCCCUGUCGCGGAUGCAAGCGAGAUCUACGCUGCGACUGGCACUUUCAACCGAUUCACCGGUAAAUGGCAACGCGCCGAGCUCAAUCCAGAGAAAUUCAGUGAUGAGCAAAAGAGCAAACGGCAAAUGAACGCGUUUUUCGAUGUGGAUGCUGCCGCGAAUUCCCACGAAGGCCGAAGCCUCCGAGCAGAGAGGGCGAGUAAGAAGCUGAGCAAGGCAGAGCUGAAAGCGUUCAAGGAGAAGCGGAGAGAAAAGAAGGAAGAGAAACGGCGCGCGUGGUUACGAGAUUGA
Capronia coronata CBS 617.96 is the source of this 789-nucleotide messenger RNA. RefSeq lists its product as uncharacterized. Bases 1 to 789 code for a protein of 262 amino acids. Gene Ontology annotation, molecular function: protein binding. The transcript has a single exon. The record is from RefSeq and is a predicted model, not a curated record. Lineage: Eukaryota; Fungi; Ascomycota; Eurotiomycetes; Chaetothyriales; Herpotrichiellaceae.